AUGGCGGCCUUGGACGGCGUGCCGGUGGUCGCCGAGUCCUCCGCGGUGGGCAGGGCGCGGGCGGCGCGAACGCUGCUGGGCCAGGUGGUGCUCCCGGGCGAGGAGCUGCUGCUCCCGGAGCAGGCGGACGCCGAGGGGCCGGGGGCGGCGGGGGAGCGGCCGCUGCGGCUGACUCCCGGGACGCGCCCCCGAGUGCGCGUCGUGUGCGGGCCGGGCUUGCGGCGCUGCGGAGACCGGCUGCUGGUGACCAAGUGCGGCCGGCUGCGUCACAAGGAGCCCGGCGGCGGCGGCGGCGGCGGCGGCGGCGUGUACUGGGUGGACUCGCAGCAGAAGCGGUAUGUCCCAGUGAAAGGAGACCAUGUUAUUGGCAUCGUGACGGCUAAGUCUGGAGACACUUUCAAGGUCGAUGUUGGAGGGAGUGAACCAGCCUCUCUCUCUUACUUAGCAUUUGAAGGGGCCACAAAAAGAAACAGACCAAAUGUACAGGUUGGAGAUCUCAUCUAUGGCCAGUUUGUGGUCGCUAAUAAAGAUAUGGAACCAGAGAUGGUCUGUAUUGACGGCUGUGGAAGAGCCAAUGGGAUGGGCGUCAUUGGGCAGGAUGGUCUACUUUUUAAAGUAACUUUGGGAUUAAUUAGAAAGUUGUUAGCUCCAGACUGUGAAAUCAUACAGGAAAUAGGAAAACUCUAUCCACUGGAGAUUGUAUUUGGAAUGAAUGGAAGAAUAUGGGUGAAGGCAAAAACCAUUCAGCAGACAUUAAUUUUGGCAAAUAUUUUAGAAGCUUGUGAACACAUGACAACAGACCAGAGGAAACAGAUCUUCUCCAGACUGGCAGAAAGUUGAUCUCUGCAACUCUUAGUGGGGCAGCUGAGCCAAGAGACUGGGUUUCCUGGAAAUGUUUUAGUUUAGUUUUUGUUUUCAGAUUAACCUCUCCAUUAGUUUUUAGAAACAAGAUGUGAACAUACAUAUUGUCUUCAUAGGCUC
Molecule: messenger RNA, 981 nt
Organism: Suncus etruscus (white-toothed pygmy shrew)
Lineage: Eukaryota; Metazoa; Chordata; Mammalia; Eulipotyphla; Soricidae
Gene: EXOSC3
Product: exosome component 3
Exons: 4
Coding region: 1-840 (279 amino acids)
Biological process (GO): poly(A)-dependent snoRNA 3'-end processing; CUT catabolic process; TRAMP-dependent tRNA surveillance pathway
Cellular component (GO): nuclear exosome (RNase complex); cytoplasmic exosome (RNase complex)
Molecular function (GO): RNA binding
Source: RefSeq, a predicted model, not a curated record